Diuraphis noxia (Russian wheat aphid) is the source of this 929-nucleotide messenger RNA. RefSeq names its product 52 kDa repressor of the inhibitor of the protein kinase-like. The record is from RefSeq and is a predicted model, not a curated record. Lineage: Eukaryota; Metazoa; Arthropoda; Insecta; Hemiptera; Aphididae.
UUCUUACUAAAUCUGAUGACAAUGACUUAAAAAAUAAUGAAGGAAACUUUCGAGAAAUUCUUCGUUAUAGAGCUCAAGGAGAUUUAAAUUUGAAAAUGUAUUUAGAAAGUGAUGGUACAAUUAAAUAUACGAGUAAAACAAGUCAAAAUUCUAUUAUUGAAGCCUGUAAUUCAGUUUUACUCAAAAACAUUGUAGCACGUGUAAAUGAUGCAAAAURUUUCUCAAUACUCGCUGACGAAACAGCCGAUAUAUCGAAUGUGGAACAAAUGUCUCUCUGUGUCAGAUUUGUUGAUUUAAAUAARCUUGUGCUUUGUGAAGAGUUUUUACAAUUUGUACCAGCACAUGAUACAACAGGAAAAGGUUUAGCAAAUUUAAUAAUAAAAAGUCUUAAGCAAUUCGGUGUAGAGCUUAAAUUCCUUCGUGGCCAAGGUUAUGACGGUGCUGCGUCAAUGUCGGGAAUCUAUAACUGCGUUCAAUCUCACAUAAGACAAAUAUAUMCUUCUGCGAUGUAUGUUCAUUGCUCUGCGCAUAUUUUAAAYCUUGUUGUCUCCAAAUCAUGUGGUGUGCGACCAAUCAUGAAUUGUUUAAGCUUAAUUGGCGAAGUUCGAGAUUUCUUCAUACAUCCCAAACGAAAAAAUGUUUUAUCACAAAAAAUGUUAGAUUCUUYCAAUGACACAACAAAAAAAACACUUAAACGUAGUUGUGCAACGAGAUGGAUUGAACGUUACCACGCAGUGCAUGAUUUUUUAGAACUUUUUGAAUUUAUUGUAGAGUCUUUCAGUGAAAUAUCAGAAUGGAACGAUAAUGAUACAUGUGGAAAAGCACUACGCUUACAAAAAUCAAUCUUAGAUGGAGAAUUCAUUAUUUCAUUAUUAAUAUUAUCAAAAGGUUUUGGAUUUGGUUUACCCCUAUCUAAAYAUUUKCAAAAA